Molecule: messenger RNA, 891 nt
Organism: Rhipicephalus sanguineus (brown dog tick)
Lineage: Eukaryota; Metazoa; Arthropoda; Arachnida; Ixodida; Ixodidae
Exons: 7
Coding region: 63-743 (226 amino acids)
Source: RefSeq, a predicted model, not a curated record
GGGCAUUCUGUGUCGAGCGUCGAGUGCGCCGUCGUCGAGCAUCUUGGGGCUGCUGGCCCUUCAUGUGCACGGCUGCAACGGGGGCACGUGCGUCGUUUGAAGUGGAACGUGCCGAUCGAAAGGCCAAUGACGGCAUGGUGUUUCGCAAGUGGCAGCCCUUCUGCGGCCUGACUACGGCGAACAAAGCUGUGCUCUUUAUCGCCACUGUCUCCGGAACGCUUUCAGUGGCCGGGUCCCUGGCUGCCUUUCUACGGAUCCUGGUGGCCUCGAGCGACAGCCGCAUCAUCCCUGACUACCAAGGGUCAGUGAAAGUGAAUACAAUGCUAUUCCUCUUUCCUGGUAUAUACUGUCUACUGAGGACCUCGACCUGUGUCCUUCUCAUCUGGGGAUCAAAGAUCGAGCGUGCCCAGCUCGUGCUUCCCUGGAUAGUCACUGGCAUCGUCGACCUCGUGCUCUGCGUCGUCGGUAUGGUCGUGCUUGGAAUCGCAGCUACGCAGAAUGGUGCCCAGAUCUUCGGACAAGACAAUUCGGAGUGGUUCGCCAGUGGAGCUGGGCUCUGUGCUUUGCUUUUCAUCUUAAUGGUGUACUUUGUGCUCUGCGUGAUGUCGUACUUCGAAGACCUGCUCAAGAAGCCUAACACAAACUUCUUCAAGAGUUCCAGAUGGAACGCAGUGAUGCGGGAAUGGGGCCACAAGGAGGCCGCGGCCGGCGCAACCGUAAACACUGCCUUCGAGUCGGCCUGAGCUGUGCGGGCUGCUUGCACUGCGGGAAUCUCAAGCGGCGGAGGGACGCAGGCUGCCACGCAAUCUCGUCAUAUCGUUCAGCAACCUCGACCCUUCCAGAUGGUCCAAUGCGGGAGGUCGUACACGUGUAUUAUUUAAAUAAAAAAAA